Lucilia sericata (common green bottle fly) is the source of this 3650-nucleotide messenger RNA. Its product is annotated as glycosaminoglycan xylosylkinase homolog. Gene Ontology annotation, cellular component: Golgi apparatus. The transcript has 5 exons. Gene Ontology annotation, molecular function: phosphotransferase activity, alcohol group as acceptor. The record is from RefSeq and is a predicted model, not a curated record. Lineage: Eukaryota; Metazoa; Arthropoda; Insecta; Diptera; Calliphoridae. The coding region runs from base 1578 to 2840 and encodes 420 amino acids. Gene Ontology annotation, biological process: protein phosphorylation.
UCAGUGUCUCGGCGAAAGUUGCAGCGUGCGGUCGCAAUUAUUAUACACUAAAAAUGUGUUUUAAUUUUGUAACGGAAAUAUUUAUUUGAAAUUUUUUAUUUAUGAAAUUAAAAGAAAGAAAAAAGAUUGUGAAACUGUGAUUUAUAGGUGAUCUAGAUUUUGAUAAAUGCUCAAAAAUAUUUGCACGUAUUUUAGAAGAAAAUUAAAAAUGAAUACAAAAUCUGUAUGAAUUUUUAACGCAAAUAAAUAGAUUUCUGCAAAAUAAAAUUGAUUAAACCAAAACGAUAUUAAAUAACCUAUAUACAAUUUUUAAGUGAAAAGAACUUAAUUUCUUUAAAAAUAUAUAACUAAUUUUAUUUAUAUAUAUAAACAGUUUAAUAAUUAAAUGGAUUAACUUAAAAAAGAUAAAUACUAGAAAGCUAUACAAUCAUCUAUAUACAUUCCCUGACAAAUUUUCAAAUAAUAAUGUACAACUCCAAACAAAUACAUAUGCCGAAAAGUAUAUAUUAAAAGAUGUCAUUAUUUUCUUAUAAAAUCAUUAUCUGCCAGUUAAAGAAACAAACAACAAAGUUAUGAAAUUAUUUUAUUAUUAUAAUAUACUGAAAAAUCUGUAAAUACUCGAUAAAACUUAAGCUGCAGCUAAAAAUAACCGAAAACAAUAGAUACCAAUCAAUAACAAAAGGAAGAAAAAAACUCAACCAGAAAUUAAAAUUCUAAUCGACCUAAGAAAACUGUGUACAUUAAAUAAAUGAAUCAAUCUUUUGCAAAUCUACAAAGUCAUUAUUGCAGCAAACAGCAGAGAAGUGUAUUAAUGAUUAAACACAACAGCUAAAAGAAAUUUUAUUCAUAUUUACAAAGCAAAAAAAAAUGAAAUAAUUAAAAUGCGUAUAUGGCUAUGUAUAUGUUAGAAACAAUGACCAACAGCUGUUGAAUGUCUUUUUAAUUUAAAUAAUUAAACAAGAAAAACUAGUGAUCAACCAACGAAGCAACUAACAAACAAACAUAAUAAAUAACAACUAGAACCAAACGUACGAACACAGCCAGCCAAACUAUAACAAUUAAAACUAAGCAACAACAAUAUAUUUAUAUUACAUACAUACAUUUAAAUAUAAGCUGCCAAUUGCAAUUUGUUGUUGCAUACAUAUGUACAUGCUUUCACCAACAACAUUUCAAAUGACGAAUAGGCCCUCAACAUCAUCAACAUUUACGAAAUCUUCUUAUACUAUAAAUAAUUCAUUUGUAUUUUACUGCAAUUACAACAGUUCUAGCGACACUAGCAAAAAUUCCAACAACAACAACAACAACGGCAAUAUUAAUAAUAUCAGCAACAAAUUGUCAAAAUUAAUUAAAUCAUUGUGGUGGCUAUUCUUGCAACAUCAUUGUGAUUUUCUUAAUAUUUUACAAAAGCCCUCAAAGCAGCCUCUUCUACAUAAUUAUUUUUUAAAUACUACAGCAAUUCAACAAGAGAAAAAUAAAAAUCUUAAUACAAUUAAAGCCGUUAAUUUAAAUUUACUUUUAACACCUUUCUUAUUAUUCGUUAACAUCGUCGUAUCUAACAACACAAAAACUAGCUGACUAUGAAUAAACGUACCGUUAUAAUUGUAGCUCUUGUGAGCGUCCUAUGCUUGGGCAUUGGUGGUAAUUUUUAUUUUAUGUAUUAUUUAAAUAAUACCGAAGCACCAUUAUCCAGCACACGUGCCUUAGAGAAUGUUAUACGUUCAAAGAUACGUCAUCUGAAGCCAGCCUAUUUAAAUCGUAAUCCUCGUUUCUUUAUGUAUCGCAAUAAAUUGUUGAAGAACUAUAAGCCAGCGUCGUAUGAAAAUGCCUCUGUUUUAUGGGAUAUUGCUAAUUGGUGGCCUCAUGAAAACGAAAUAUAUCCACAAUAUGAUUCAUCAAUGGGUCAACUACUGCAAACAUUGCGUUUAGAACCAAUUACAAAAGUUAGCAAUUUGGCAAGGGGCACACAGCUAAAACUACUUGUACGUUUGUCGAAUCAACAGAAAGUCAUCUUUAAACCGCAAUGGUAUCCACGCGAUAUUGUGAUCGAAGGUCCGGUCUAUGGCGGUAAAGAUCGUCAUGUGGCCGAAGUGUAUGCCUUUUAUUUGGGUGCAGUUUUAGACUUUCGCUGGACUCCAAUUGUAGUGGGGCGAGUAGUGAAUUUAAAAACGGAGAUUUAUGAAAAAGGUGAUACAGAAUUACAAAAUACCAUGACCAUAACGGAGGGUGAAAACGGUACCGAACAGUAUUGUCUAUUUGGCAAAUGUCACUAUUGCAAUGAGGAGGAAACUGUAUGUGCAGAUGAAAAUAAUAAUAUUGAAGGUGUUUUAAUUUACAUAAUCCCGGGUCAACUAGCCAAGAGGCGUUCACCCUGGCAGAGAACGUAUAAAGAAGAUAAAAGGGCACCUUGGGAAGAUGACAUGAACUACUGCAAGAGUUUAAAAGGCAAAUUGGAGACUGAAAGACUUUUAGAUUUAAUCGAUGUUGCCAUAUUUGACUAUUUAAUACAAAAUGGUGAUCGCCAUCACUUUGAAACGCGCGAAGAACGUGUGGUGUUAAUAGAUAACGGUAAAGCAUUUGGUAAUCCCAACAAAGAUCAUUUGGAUAUAUUGGCGCCUCUCUACCAAUGCUGUUUAUUACGUGCUUCCACCUGGGAACGUUUACAAGUGUUUUCGGGCGGCGUUCUUACGGAACUAGUCGAUCGUUUAACAAAAGCCGAUGCUUUAUAUCCAUUAAUAACAGACAAACAUAAACGUGGCGUAGAACGACGUCUGUUAGUCGUAUAUGCGGUGGUUGAAUACUGCAUGGACCGUGAAGGUGAAAAGAUGUUUAAGAAUUUAUAAAACUAUAAAUGCUCUACUUUCUUUCUUCCUUUAUUUAAAUUUAAGCAUAACAUAUCAGUACUUUUUAAGUAACAGAAAAGACAAUUAUUUUAGAGCCUGAUAUUAUUAGGUCCCCCACACUUCACUCUAAGUAAAAUUUGCAUAUAAGAUUUUAAUGAAAAUAUUAACAAAGUGAAGUGCUUUAUAAAGUAAGGCUUUUAAUAUUUCCCACAAUAUUAGGUUUUAUAACUAAUUCUUCUCUGUUUUAGAUUUUUAAUUAUUUUAAGUAGUCAAUUGUGUUAAUAGGUUUUUAAGUAUGCAGCACUAUGGUUUAAAUUCAUUUUGUUAAGAUAUCAUCAUUCCUUUUGCUCUCUUGCCAAAAAACAUGUAUGUUUUUCAUUUAAUUUUACAUCAUACAAAAUCUCCCAUCCCUGACAACCGCUAACUUUGGCAAAAACAAAACUAAAUUUGGUCUUUAUGAAUGAGCAAAAUAAAUAUAACAACAUACAACAUAUGAUGUUAUAGGCUUACAUUUCAUCUCAUGUUCUUAAUUUUGACAUUCAUUAAAUUCUAAAGAAUGACUAAAUCAUAGUAAGAUACAUAGUAAGACUUAUCCAAAGGUUCUUUAAUGAAAUUAUAAUAUAAAUUUCAAAGAAUCAAUUAUAUUUACCUCAACAUUCUGCCCAGAAAUUAAUUCCUUUGAAAUCCUUAAUUACCAUCAAAGUCAUCAGUGACUCAUUAUAUGUAUACAUAUCUUGAUAAUUUGAGUUAUAAAUACGACCUGCAAUUCUUUGUUUUUUAAUAAUAUUCCUUUGGGAAAAUACGCUCAAA